Molecule: messenger RNA, 2281 nt
Organism: Terrapene triunguis (Three-toed box turtle)
Lineage: Eukaryota; Metazoa; Chordata; Testudines; Emydidae
Gene: VARS1
Product: valyl-tRNA synthetase
Exons: 19
Coding region: 36-2210 (724 amino acids)
Biological process (GO): valyl-tRNA aminoacylation
Cellular component (GO): cytoplasm; cytosol
Molecular function (GO): aminoacyl-tRNA deacylase activity; valine-tRNA ligase activity; ATP binding
Source: RefSeq, a predicted model, not a curated record
AGGAGGUUGUUGUGGCGACGACGCGGGUGGAGACCAUGCUGGGGGACACGGCCGUGGCGGUGCAUCCUCAGGAUCCCCGCUACCAGCAUCUCCAUGGGAAGUGCGUCCUGCACCCCUUCACUGGGCGGCGCAUGCCCAUCGUCUGCGACGACUUCGUGGACAUGGGCUUUGGGACUGGCGCAGUGAAGAUCACCCCGGCCCACGACCACAACGACUAUGAGGUGGGGCAGCGCCACGGCCUGGACUGCGUCACCAUUAUCGACGACAGCGGGUGCCUCAUCAACGUGCCUCCCCCCUUCCUGGGUAUGAAGCGGUUCGAGGCCCGGGGGGCUGUGCUCGAGGCCCUGAAGCAGAAGGGGCUGUUCAAGGAAGUCAAGGACAACCCCAUGGUGGUGCCGGUGUGCAGCCGCUCGAAGGACGUGGUGGAGCCGCUGCUGAAGCCGCAGUGGUACGUGCGCUGCGAGGGGCUGGCUCGGGGGGCGGCCGACGCUGUGCGCCGCGGGGACCUGCGCAUCCUGCCCCCCUUCCACUGCAAGACCUGGUUCCAGUGGAUGGACAAUAUCAGGGACUGGUGCAUCUCCCGGCAGCUGUGGUGGGGCCACCGCAUCCCAGCCUACUUCGUCACCAUCGACGACCCCUCGGUGCCCCCAGGAGAGGACACGGACGGCCGAUACUGGGUGAGCGGGCGGAGCGAAGAGGAGGCCAAGGACAAAGCGGCCAAGGCCUUUGGGGUGACCACGGACAAGAUCUCGCUACGGCAAGACGACGACGUCCUGGACACCUGGUUCUCCUCCGGCCUCUUCCCGUUCUCCAUCUUCGGCUGGCCCAACGCCAGCGAAGACCUGAAGGUUUUCUACCCGGGGACCCUGCUGGAGACGGGCCACGACAUCCUCUUCUUCUGGGUGGCGCGCAUGGUCAUGCUGGGGUUGAAGCUGACGGGCAAGCUGCCCUUCCGCGAGGUUUACCUUCACGCCGUUGUCCGGGACGCCCACGGCAGGAAAAUGAGCAAGUCGUUAGGCAACGUCAUCGACCCGCUGGAUGUGAUCAGUGGGAUCACGCUGGAGGGUUUGCACGCGCAGCUCCUGGAGAGCAACCUGGAGCCGGCCGAGGUGGAGCGAGCCAAGCAGGGCCAGAAAAGCGAUUACCCCGCCGGGAUCCCAGAGUGCGGCACGGACGCCCUGCGCUUCGCCCUCUGCGCGUACACCUCCCAGGGCCGCGACAUCAACCUGGACGUGAAUCGCAUCCUGGGCUACCGGCACUUCUGCAACAAGCUCUGGAACGCCACCAAAUUCGCCGUCCGCGGCCUGGGGGCCGAGUUCCAGCCCCCGCCGGGACCGGAGCCCAGCGGCGCCGAGAGCCUGAUCGACCGCUGGAUCCUGAGCCGGCUCAGCCUGGCCGUGGAGCUGAGCGACGCCGGGUUCCGGGCCUACGACUUCCCGGCCGUCACCACGGCCGUCUACAACUUCUGGCUCUACGAGCUCUGCGACGUCUACCUGGAGUGCCUGAAGCCCGUGUUCGCCGAGGGGGGGGCGGCUGCGGUGACGGCCGCCCGCUGCACCCUCUACACCUGCCUGGACGUCGGCCUGAGGCUCCUCUCCCCCUUCAUGCCCUUCGUCAGCGAGGAGCUGUUCCAGCGCCUGCCCCGCCGCGCCCCCCACGCCCCCCCCAGCAUCUGCGUCACCCCCUACCCCAGCCCCGAGCAGUUCUGCUGGCGGGACUGGGGGCUGGAGGGCACAGUCGAGUUCUCGCUGGGCAUCGUCCGCGCCGUGCGCUCCCUGCGGGCCGACUACAACCUCACCCGGACCAGAGCCGACUGUUUCCUGCAGUGCCUGGACUCGGGCGCGGCCGACGCCGCCAGCCGCUGCUCCGCCUACAUCCGCAGCCUCUCCUCCUCUGGCCUGGUGCGGGUGCUGGGCCCGGGCGAGGCGCCCCCUGCUGGCUGCGCCGUGGCCGUCGCCUCCGACAAGUGCACCGUCCACCUGCUGCUCAAGGGUCUGAUCGACGCGGAGAAGGAGAUCUCCAAGCUGGCCGGGAAGCAGGGUGAGCUGCAGAAGCAGAUCGAGCGGCUGCGGGAGCGGAUGGGAACCCCCGAUUACGGCACCAAGGUGCCCCCCAAGGUCCAGGAGGCCGACGCUGCCAAGCUGCAGCAGAGCCGGACCGAGCUGCAGAAGGUGACGGAGGCGGUGGAGACUUUCCAGAGGAUGAUCUGAGACGGACGGACCCCGCGGCUCCUCCCCCCUGCUGGGGGGCGGCUCAAUCGCCCCCCCUGCUGUUCUCUGAU